Messenger RNA from Vitis riparia (riverbank grape), 1825 nucleotides. Its product is annotated as cytochrome P450 94B3-like. Gene Ontology annotation, molecular function: oxidoreductase activity, acting on paired donors, with incorporation or reduction of molecular oxygen; monooxygenase activity; iron ion binding. NCBI's taxonomy places the organism in Eukaryota, Viridiplantae, Streptophyta, Magnoliopsida, Vitales, Vitaceae. The transcript has a single exon. Bases 141 to 1691 code for a protein of 516 amino acids. The record is from RefSeq and is a predicted model, not a curated record.
AAGCAUCUUUAAACCAAGUAAAAAAUACAGAAUAGGUAAGGCUACGCCGAUGUGAUUAUAUAAAUAGGGGAAGAAAGAAGAAGGUGGGUGUGAGUAGUGAAACCGAUCGAGGAGGACAUAAUCUAGGUCAGUCAGCAUCCAUGUCCAUGUCCAUGUUUUUGUAUACGGUGGCACAAUCACUUGCUAUGAUGUCGCUCCUCCUCUUCUAUCUCCUCCUCCUCCUCCUCCUCUUAUGCCGUGAGGCAGCUGGGAGGUACUCUCGCAAUGGCCCCCCCACGUACCCCAUCAUCGGAUGCUUGCUUUCCUUCUACAGCAAUCGCCGCCGUCUGUUAGACUGGUACACUGAUCUUAUUGCUCACUCCCCCACCCGCACCAUCGUGGUGCACCGCUUUGGUGCACGCCGCACCAUCGUCACCGCCAACCCCGAAAACGUGGAGUACAUGCUCAAGACUAAUUUCAACAACUUCCCCAAGGGCAAGCCCUUCACCCAAAUUCUCGGUGACUUUUUGGGCUGUGGCAUUUUCAACGUCGAUGGCAAGCUCUGGCGCACCCAGCGCAAGCUCGCCAGCCACGAGUUCGGUGCCAAGUCCUGGCGCCAGUUUGCGGUGAGUUCGCUGCAGGAGGAAGUGGAGCAGCGGUUAUUGCCUCUGCUGGAGUCGUUGGCGGAGGACGCCCACAAGACAGUGGACUUGCAGGAGCUGUUGCGGCGACUCGCUUUCAAUAUGGUUUGUAAGGUUUCGCUGGGGAUGGAUCCGUUUUCCUUGGAUCCUUCUUUGCCGGCGUUGCCUCUGGCGAGAGCUUUCGACACGGCGUCGGAGAUAUGCGCCGGAAGGGCAGCGGCCCCGGUGUUUGCGGUAUGGAAGAUCAAGAGAGCGCUGAGAGUGGGAUCCGAACGGAGACUGAGAAAGGCCAUUGAAGAAGUUCAUGCAUGCGUUGACGACAUAAUUCGCAAAAAGAAGAAGAUGAUGGAGAAGAAAGGAAGUGAUGAUGAUAACGGCAAUGAAGAUCUCCUGACUCGAUUGAUAUCGGCCGGACACGGGCAUGAGGUGAUAAGAGACACCGUCAUCAGCUUCAUCAUGGCCGGACGAGACACGACUUCGGCGGCCAUGACGUGGCUCUUCUGGCUGCUUUCCCGCCAUCAGGACAUAGAAGAAGAGCUGGUAAAGGAGCUGUGGGCGACUACAGACAAGGAAAAAUGUUUAGAUUAUGAUUCUCUGAAUGAGAUGAAGCUCUUGAAAGCCUGUCUCUGCGAGUCCAUGAGGCUAUAUCCGCCUGUGGCCUGGGACUCCAAGCACGCCCUCACCCAUGAUAUCUUGCCGGACGGCACGCCCGUCCGGGCUGGAGAUAGAGUCACUUAUUUCCCCUACGGCAUGGGGAGAAUGGAAGCAUUGUGGGGAAAGGACCGAUUUGAGUUCAAACCGGACCGCUGGUUUCUUGAACCGGACAAGGAGAGAGGGGAACUGAGGAGGGUUUGUCCCUACAGAUUCCCGAUUUUUCAGGCCGGUCCGAGGGUAUGUCUUGGGAAGGAGGUGGCCUUCCUUCAGAUGAAGUACGUGGUGGGAUCGAUACUUAGACAGUUCGAGAUCAGACCGGUUGGUUUGGAUGAACCGGUGUUUGUGCCACUCCUGACGGCUCACAUGGCUGGUGGGCUCAACGUUUCGGUCCGAAGGAGACAGACGCUUGUUAGAUAGACUUGAAAAACUGAUUAAAUUAACGAGUCAAUGGUUGUUAUUUUUAUUUCUUGGACUAUAUGUAACAUGCCAUCGUGCUCGUGCCUUACUUGUAAUAUAACAAUGGGAAAGUGAUUAUGGAAAAUGCUUGCGUA